AGAGAGUGGGCUUCGCGGUCUAGGAUCCUUACAGGAUAAGCAGACACGCUAGCGCAACGCUUCACGCCUCUCUCUCUUUCGUAUGCAUUUUGGUUGUGCGGAGUGUGAGGCACAGGAUGCGCAUCAUCUGUGAAAUACACAUCUACCGAUCAGAACCUGUUUUUCUCACCGUCAAGAAAAGCGCAAGAGGACAGUCCGUGUGGGAAGAACUGCUGCGGCACGUGCAGAUCAAUGACUCGCAAUACUUUGGCCUUCAGUACACAGACAGCGCUAAUCACAAGUGCUGGUUGGAUUUAAGGAAGAAAGUCGGAAAGCAACUGGAAGGCGGAAACGACGGAGAUUCGUUUCCAUUGGAACUGAGAGUAAAAUUCUGGCCGUCGGAUCCUCGCAUUGUGGAGGAUGAACUAGUUAGAUGUCUGCUUGCAGUGGAACUUCACGAGUGGCUUCAACGUGGAAGGCUGAAAUGCGAGCAGCACACGAUUGUGCAGAUGGGAGCUCUUACAUUGCAAAGUGAGUUGGGCAACUAUGACAGCUCGAGACAUCGUCGAGGUUAUGCCAGCCAUUUCUGUAUCAGCUGUUAUCAAUCUUCAGCAUUAGAGGCAAAGAUGGAGUCAUUGCAUCAAACAGAUUACUGCCAGGGGCUGUCGCCAAGUCAAUGUGAUCAGCAGAUCCUCGAGGUAGCAAGGAAGCUUAGACUGUACGGUCUGCAUCAGUAUGCAGCAAGAGACAAUGAGCAUGCUACAAUCGAGCUUGGAUUAUCAUGUAAUGGUGUGCUUGUCUUAGUUCAAGAAACGGUGAUGAACCAAUUUCCAUGGGCUGCCAUAGGGAAGUCAUUUAUUCAAGGAUGUGUUCUUUACAUUGAAUUACAUCCACUCCAACUGGGCGACACGAUGGUGCAAGUUGGCUUCACAAUGGAAUCAGUCCACAUAGCAAAGGAAGUCUGGAAGUUAUGCCUCGAAUUUCAUGCAUUCUAUUACUCCUCUCAAACUAACGAGGAAAGUGUAGAUGUAAAAUGCUUGUCUCUGUCUAGACUGAAGUCAAAGUACCAUUGCAGUGGUUUAGCUUAUAAGCAACUGAUGGAACAAAGACGGAACUCUUUCUUGCUUGGUCCAUCUGGUCAGUCUGCACAGAUGUUGAGACUGAGUUCUUUGAGGCACAAAGCUGUGAGUGAGGAUAUGUCUGACUGUAGAAAAUCUUCAAUUGUUUUACAGAGGCAUUCCGAUCGGCUCUUGAAUAUUUCCAGUUUUUCUAGCAACGAGAAAGUUAAUUCUUAUUCCAGACGUCGAGUGAUCAGUGACUCUGCAGCUGAUCAACAGCAAGAAGUUAGUAGCUCUGAUUCUGACAUCAUUUCUGGUGAUGAGGACGAAGGUUAUGAUGGAGACACGGGUUGUGGCACGCCGACUCACGAUUCUGACGACCUGCCGGACGUCGACAUCGAACAAGUCGUUCAAAAACUCUCUCAAGAUCAUUGCAGAUUAAUGGAGGAAAUGGGACCGUAUUACUUCGUGGCGUGUGAAAUCAGAGACACUGAAAGAUCGUAUUGCUUGGAUCUUGAGCUGCUAAACGUGCAGUUUAGAAAUCAAGUGGUGAAGUCACAGCUUCUCUCACCCAGACAGGUGUCUGAGUUGUUCGGCAAUCUCGAUCUUAUUCAAGAAUUUCACAAGAAUUUUUUGGCCGAACUGGAAAAGCGCAUGGCAAUUUGGGAUGGAAAUGUAGAGAAAUACUCAAAGUGUUUGAUUGGUGACAUUCUAAAAAUGAGGAUGGCAUGCAUGAAACUGUACACAAGUUACAUUACAAAUGAGACAAAAAUAUUUGAGCUGCUUGGACGAUGGCAGCAAGAGAACUCAGAGUUUGCUCGAGUGUGCACUCGCUUUGAGGGAUUAGAGACGUGCCAUCGGCCUGUGACUGAACUGUUUUACAGACCAUUUCAGAGAAUGAUCCAUUACAAAGAACUGCUGAAGAGGCUGCUGCAGAGCUGCAAAACAGAACAGGAAGACUACACAGACACAAAGGAGGCGUUAGAGCAUAUUGAAACCGCUCUAGAGCAUGUGGACAGAUCUACAAAAGCUGCUGAGAAUGCAAGGAAGAUGAUGCGUUUGCACAGAGAACUCGUGGGCGUGGCAAACCUACUGAAACGUGGGCGAGUGUGUCUUCUAGAAGGAAAUUUACUGAAAGUUGGAGCAAAAGGUCCUCAAGCAAAAUUCUUUUUCUUAUUUAGUGACAUCCUACUGUAUGCCGUCAAGAAGAUGGGCAAUCAUUUGGUUGCUCAGGGUAUUUUGCCACUUCUGGGCAUGACAGUUGAGGAACUUGGUGAGGGAAGUCACAGCCAACUGUCAUUCAAGAUUUUGACAGAAAAAAUAUCGUUUGUUGUCAUUGCAGGAACUGUAAACGAGAGACAGAAGUGGGUUGACAUGUUAAAGCAAACCAUUUGGGGUCUAGAACACAAACAACUCAACGACAUUGAUAGUUUGCAGCCGAAGUCAAGUGCAAUUGCAAUCGUUGCUCCAAUUCUUCAACCUUUUGAUGAAGUAAAGCGGUGCAUGAGCUGUAGUAGGAAAUUCUCGCUUUUGAGACGUAAGCACAACUGCAAAGGCUGUGGAACGGUUGUUUGUGUUAGUUGUCUUCGAAAGUUUGUGCCUGUUGGGUAUUCGGCGAAUUUAGAGCUUUGUUGUGAUGAUUGCUAUCGACAAUGUCUUACUGAUGGUGCUCUUGCUCGAAGAGACUCUUCAGUGAUUCGCCAUCAUUCAGUUAUUCGUUCUCUCAAUCCAGACCUUUCAGACCUGUCAUCAUCACAACCUGAAAUGCCAGACAUAAUGGUAGAACAAACAUCAUCAUCGGCCACAUGUUCAUCAGCUAUGCGUUCAGUAUCUCCAGCCAACCCUAAAGGAACAAGCACCAACACAACAUCAGAACUGAAAAAGAACACGUGGUUCCACAAAUCUCGUGAGAGGAGAAACUCAACGAUUGUCCUAGAUGAUUUAGGGCCCGGCGGUAGUGAAAGCGCGAGAUCACAUUCAUCUAGUUUACUAACUCCUUCUGAUAUAUCAUCACCCUUUCACGUGUCACUGGAAAGAAAUGACAGCAAUGAGUCUAAGCCUGUUGUGUUAGUCAAGAGACGUAGUCGAAGCUUUUUGUCUCGUAACAGACAACAAGAGUCUGAAGAUCAUAAGAUUUUCCAAAAUGACAACAGGUAUAAUCGUUCAAUGGAGUCUUUGUCACACAACAAAGUGUUGCUAUCUUUGAGAAGUGAAGCAUUCGAUCGUGAUACUGAGAUGAGUGGCUACUUGUUUCGGAAAAUUAAAGGAGUCGGUGGCUGGAAACAGUUCUGGACUGUGUCAUCCAAUUGCUGUCUAUAUCAUUACAAAGAUCAUAACGAUUCUGUAGCUCUUAGCAGUCUUCCACUACCCAACUUUGAACUCUCGUUACCUAACAAGUUUGACAUUGAAGCCUUUGACUACACGUAUGUAUUCAAGCUGUCGGCUGCUGCAAGAGUUCAUUACUACAUGGCAGAUAGCAAAUACUCAAUGGAUAGAUGGAUGGAGCUGCUCAGUGCAGUUGUAAAAAGAUCCAGAACUCACAGACAAUUGAGUCGUUUAGCCAAACAUCAUUCAGGCAUGUUGAGGAUGCGGUCGUACACCAUUUUCUAACUAACACCCAAACUUUAUUGUAUGACUCAAGUCCGUGUAUAUGGGCAUGAAAUAUGCAGUAGAUGCCUGUGCUUGUAGUUGACAUUUUUUCUUGUAUUUUAUGGAUUUUUAAGAACUGUAUACAGUUGAAUUUUUCUAAUGAUUCAAUGAAUGUUCGUUGUAUUGUGUGAGCCCAAUGUCAAGAAUUGUUAUAAUAGGCUGUGUACAGUAUUGGUAAUAUCAUGACUAAGAAAUUGAUUGACAUGCAUGCAGUGUUCCAAUGUACAUGUGUGGUCACUUAUUAACCAUUUGUCAUCACAACAUCCCUUUUUACGAUCUAAAUAGCUGUGGUAUUCGAAUACUCUGUAAUGGUACUACUUUUCAGUUUAGUCUUACAAAAUGUACUAUUUAUAGUGACAAAUAAGGAAGUGCGGUUUGUGCUUUUCUGGUCAUUUGUCUGUAGGUUUUCUGGUCAUUUGUCUGUAGGUUGUCAGGUGACUGUCACCAGACCAGUUCUUGUGAUGUCAUGUCCUGCCCUCAAUUUGUUGUGUCGAGGAACAUUUAAUUGAGAACAAGGCAUGUGGCUGUUGCAUAUUCAGUGAAGUUGUUUGAGUUACAUAGUACAGCAGCUUGUAUUAUCACGCGUCAUCAACUUGUUAUGCAGCUGAAGACAAAGACAAGUCAACUGACACAAUCAGAUAAACCACUUGAAUGUCACCGUUUAGACAUCAGAGAGAGGAAGUCUGACGCAUUUGCUUGUUCAACUGUACAUUUACAAUGGUUAACACAGAGAUGGAAGAGUGAGCUGGAAUCAGAGAAAAGAAGAAGAUGGACUGUUGAAGGAAAACUGAAAGACGAGAAGAGAAAAUGUCACAAGCUAACUGAACAACUCAAGAAACUACAGCUGCAGAGCAGUGAGCAAAAUUUACUCGCACUAUCUAGAGAUGCACACAAAAAACUUGCAGAUGCCAAUGAAAUGAAAGACGAAAUGAGGAGAAUUCAUGCAGAAUUAGGUGAAUUAAAACACCAAAACAACAAGCUGCUGCAUUAUCAGCAUCAGAUUUGGAGUGGCGGAUCAAUACAGUCAGUUGAUAGAAAGCAGAGUGACAAGACCAGGAGCCUCAAUCGAAAACUGGAACAUCAGACAAAAGUGAGGGUUGACAAUCAGUUAGACACUCUAAUCGAUCCACACUGGAACGAACGAUUUCGGCCUCAGUGUAACUACAUCAUCGAAGUGCUGAAACCUUGCAAGCUCUUGACGACUUUGUUUGCUGAGAAGCUUAUUGAUCAUAACGAGUAUUGCAAAGUCAGACAAGGCAUUGCAACUUCGACAGACAGAGAGGUGAGCGAGAUGCUGCUGCUGGAGAUUUUGUUCACUAAAGGUCCGGGAUCGUUCCAUAAGUUUUGUUCAGUACUGAGACAAGUCGAAGGACAACAACAGAUUGCAGAUAUGUUGGAAGCAGACUUUGACUGAUGAUGAUUGUCGUGUGAU
Molecule: messenger RNA, 5118 nt
Organism: Corticium candelabrum
Lineage: Eukaryota; Metazoa; Porifera; Homoscleromorpha; Homosclerophorida; Plakinidae
Product: FERM, ARHGEF and pleckstrin domain-containing protein 2-like
Exons: 33
Coding region: 117-3647 (1176 amino acids)
Cellular component (GO): cytoskeleton
Molecular function (GO): metal ion binding; guanyl-nucleotide exchange factor activity
Source: RefSeq, a predicted model, not a curated record